Messenger RNA from Vitrella brassicaformis, 846 nucleotides. NCBI's taxonomy places the organism in Eukaryota, Vitrellaceae. The record is from the annotation of a GenBank genome assembly.
UCAAGCUGGGCGAGGGGCGUUGGCAAGCUGCUCGCGAGAUGUGGCGAGGGACUGGCGAAGUGUCUUUACUUCUCGCCCCAGCAGCUGAAGUAUCACCAAGGUCACACUCACAUGAUUGCGUGGAUGAAGGGUCCUGUUGGUGCGAGAGCCGGUGUUACCUUUUUCUGCACGUUGAGGUCUUCGAUGGCCUUGUUCAGCUCCUCCUCCUCUGCUGCAUGGCGGGCAGCCGUGUCCUAACCAGACAAGGAUUGCGAAGAAACGGAUGAACUGUGUGUGAUGAGAUCUGGUCAUAUCAUUACCUUCAGCUCAGCCGUCAGCAGGUUGUGUUCGGCCCUCAGUCGAGAGACCUCCUUAUCGAGAGCACUCUUCUCCUCCUGCACACAGACAGACGAACCCAUCGCACUUGAUGAGUCAGUCGCCCCACAGUGGUUGGUGGUCGCGUACGGUGAGCGUUGCGAUUUGCGCGUCCUGUGUGUACCCAUCCGAGCCUCAAUCUCACUCUCGCGACGCUGGAGAGCCUGACAAUGACACACACUGACACAGACAGAGUCAAGUUGGCGCUGAUGGAAGUGCUCUCGGAGCUCAUUCUUCUGUUUCUGACCUCCUGAAGCUCAUGGCUGUCGUCAGCAGUGCCGCCUCGCACUCCUGCAGCUUUUGGACGAGAAACGACUCCACCUGAUGAUUGUCCACAGCAGGAUGAAUCACCAUGCAUCGCCCAGCGCCCUUCUGUGGUGUGCAUCCACUCCUCCCCCGGCGACAUACCUUAAGCAGGUUCUGCAGCUGUGCGUCGGCAUCCUCUUUGGAGCUCUUCAGCUGCGUCAGUUCCUGCAGCACCUCCUCAGACAU